GGACGGUCGUAUUGGUGGAGUUUGUCGUUUUGCUAAAUCCAAUGGCCUCAAACUGUCCAGCAAACUCAUCCGCAUUACCAUCUCUCUCUCCCUCAAAAAAAUUCCCCCAUUCCUCUCUUCUGUCACUCUGCACAAAAAUCCUGCCGGUCCCAUAACCCAGGAUCGAGGAGGAACUAACGAAAAAAAGUUCUGACCUCUUCAACACAUGGCCACGUUACUCCGAUGGCGGCCGAUAACCACUCCCACUACACAUUCCUUCCACCACCAACCAUCGCUUUCCAGCUCUACUCUCCGUACCGGAGCUUCCCCACUUCAUCAUCACUCCCGUCGCCGGAGCCUCACCAUCGCCGCGGCGGCGGCCGCGACAGAGACGAUCCCGAUGGAGCAGCAACAACAGCAGCAGCUUAAAAAGGGGAUCGCCGAGCUCUACGACGAGUCUUCCGGGCUGUGGGAGGACAUUUGGGGAGAACAUAUGCACCACGGGUUCUACGAACCCGACUCCCGGGUUUCCGGGUCGGAGCCCGACCACCGUGCCGCCCAGAUUCGGAUGAUCGACGAAUCCCUCCGCUUCGCCGCCGUCCCAGAGGAGGCAGAGGAGAGGCCAAAGAAAGUUGUGGAUGUAGGGUGUGGGAUUGGAGGAAGUUCCAGGUACUUGGCUAGGAAAUAUGGAGCCAAGUGUCAGGGGAUCACUCUCAGUCCUGUUCAGGCACAGAGAGCCAAUGCUCUAGCAGCUGCUCAAGGUUUAGCUGACCAGACAUUCUUCCAAGUUGGGGAUGCUUUGGAUCAGCCAUUCCCAGAUGGGGAAUUUGAUCUGGUUUGGUCCAUGGAGAGUGGAGAGCAUAUGCCUGAUAAAGCCAAGUUUGUGGGUGAGUUGGCUAGAGUUGCAGCACCAGGGGCCACCAUAAUAAUCGUGACAUGGUGCCACAGAGAUCUUGGGCCUACUGAGGAAUCCUUGACCAAGUGGGAGAAAGAUCACCUUGAUAAAAUCUGCAAGGCUUACUAUCUUCCUGAAUGGUGCUCCACUUCUGAUUAUGUCAAACUGCUCCAAUCCCUCAAUCUCCAGGAUAUAAGAACAGCAGAUUGGUCUGAGAAUGUUGCCCCAUUCUGGCCAGCAGUUAUCCGGUCCGCCCUCACAUGGAAAGGCUUCACUUCCCUCCUCCGAACCGGUAUGAAAACCAUCAGAGGAGCAUUGGUGAUGCCAUUGAUGAUAGAAGGAUUCAAAAAGGAUCUUAUCAAGUUCUCCGUUAUAACGUGCAGAAAGCCCUGAAUUCAUACUCUUGCCACGUUAUAUUUUUUGCUGCUUGGGAAAGAUUGGUGCAGCAGGUAUACAGCAACAGGGAACACUUCCAUAAACAAAUAGGGAAUUUUGUACUUUGUAGUACUGAAACAGGAAAGCAGUUAGUGCAUUGGGAAUCAAACCGAUUGAUGGAACUAUACUUCAGGGCUGCAAUGAUCAAAACAAACAUUUCUCAGCUUUUCUAUGCUAUCCAGAGAAUGGCUGCAAAAUUUCUUCUGCUACUUGAUGAUGAUAUCUCAACUUUUUUUAUCUAAUUAUAAAUCCUUGAUCUGUGCCAUGCAUCAGUUAGUUUCGUGCUAAGAAGUUGGCUUCUUUCCAAUCAUGCUCAGCACUCAGAUCAUCAUUUCCAAAUUCACAGUAUAGUAAAGCUUUCUUGGCCC
Molecule: messenger RNA, 1677 nt
Organism: Linum tenue
Lineage: Eukaryota; Viridiplantae; Streptophyta; Magnoliopsida; Malpighiales; Linaceae
Source: the annotation of a GenBank genome assembly